UCAAUUGAAUCUUACCAUAGUCUUGGAUACCUUUUCCUCUGCAACCUUUUUUUCUUAUUAUCGUUCAAAAUGGCACUUCCUGAAACACAACAAGAUACUAAAACUCUCCCAGAUGCCUGGGAUUACAAAGGUCGACCAGCUGUUCGUUCCUCGUCCGGCGGUUGGUCCAGCGCCGCCAUGAUUUUAGGGAUUGAGGCAGUGGAGAGGCUGACGACGUUAGGUAUUGCUGUAAAUCUGGUGACAUAUUUGACUGGAACCAUGCAUUUAGGAAAUGCUAGUUCGGCCAACAAUGUUACUAAUUUUCUUGGAACUUCAUUUAUGCUCACUUUGCUUGGUGGUUUCGUAGCCGACACUUUUCUUGGACGGUAUCUUACAAUUGGUAUCUUUACCACUAUUCAAGCCAUGGGUGUUACCAUAUUGACCAUCUCCACCAUAAUCCCAAGCCUACGACCACCAAAGUGUUCCCCAGGGAGCUCAACAUGCAUUCCAGCAAGUUCCAAACAACUCAUGGUUCUAUACAUAGCACUAUACAUGACGGCGCUCGGCACCGGCGGCCUGAAAUCCAGCGUCUCCGGCUUCGGUUCCGAUCAAUUCGACGAAACCGACAAGAAAGAAAGAGGACAGAUGAUAAAAUUCUUCAACUGGUUCUUUUUCUUCAUUAACGUGGGAUCCCUUGGUGCAGUGACAGUACUAGUGUAUAUUCAAGAUAAUUUGGGAAGAGAAUAUGGUUAUGGAAUAUGUGCUUGUGCUAUUGUUAUUGGUUUGGUCAUAUUCUUAUCGGGCACAAGAAAAUAUCGUUUCAAGAAACUUGUGGGAAGUCCAUUGACACAAAUUGCUUCAGUUUUUGUGGCUGCUUGGAA
This is a messenger RNA of Nicotiana tabacum (common tobacco), 860 nucleotides long. NCBI's taxonomy places the organism in Eukaryota, Viridiplantae, Streptophyta, Magnoliopsida, Solanales, Solanaceae. The record is from RefSeq and is a predicted model, not a curated record.